Messenger RNA from Ustilago hordei, 1413 nucleotides. Its product is annotated as putative ARG4 - arginosuccinate lyase. The record is from RefSeq and is a predicted model, not a curated record. Gene Ontology annotation, molecular function: argininosuccinate lyase activity. Lineage: Eukaryota; Fungi; Basidiomycota; Ustilaginomycetes; Ustilaginales; Ustilaginaceae. The coding region runs from base 1 to 1413 and encodes 470 amino acids. The transcript has a single exon. Gene Ontology annotation, cellular component: cytosol.
AUGGCUUCGACAUCAGACGACUUCACAAAGCGCAAGCUUUGGGGCGGCCGCUUCACCGGCAAGAAUGACCCCCUUCUCUUCGCUUACAACGAGUCGCUAUCCUACGACAAACGCAUGCACGCUCAAGAUAUCCGAGGUUCGCAAGCCUACGCCCGUGCUCUCGUCAAGACGGGUGUUCUCAACGAGCAAGAGAAGGACCAGAUCGUCGCUGGUCUCGAAAAGGUCGGCGAGGAGUGGAAGAACGGCACUUUCAAAAUUCACCCUGAUGACGAGGACAUUCACACCGCCAACGAGCGUCGUUUGACUGAGCUCAUCGGCGCCGUCGGAGGAAAGCUGCAUACGGGCAGGUCCAGGAAUGACCAAGUUGCCACGGACAUGCGUCUCUGGCUCAUUGACGAGGUCAAGGCUAUCGAGGGUUACCUCAAAGACUUGAUUCAGGUCAUGAUCGCCCGUGGCAGGGAAGAGGUCGAUGCUCUCAUGCCCGGAUAUACACAUCUUCAGCGCGCACAGCCCAUCCGAUGGUCGCAUCUUCUCCUUUCCCACGCAACCUACUUCGCUUCCGACUUGGCCAGGUUGCGUGAUCUCAUGCCUCGUAUCUCGGUCCUUCCACUCGGCUCUGGCCCUCUGGCUGGCAACCCAUUCGCUGGUCUCGACCGUGAUGCCAUCGCGGCCGACCUUGGAUUCCAGACCGUUGGACCCAACUCGAUGAACAGCGUCUCGGAUCGCGACUUUGUUGUCGAAUACCUCAUGUGGGCCAGCUUGACUGCCGUCCAUCUUAGCAAGAUGGCUGAGGACUUUAUCAUCUACUCUACCUCCGAAUUCGGUUUCAUGCAGCUCAGCGAUGCCUACAGCACUGGCUCUUCCAUCAUGCCCCAGAAGAAGAACCCGGACAGCUUGGAACUGCUUCGAGGGAAGGCGGGUCGUAUCUUUGGUCAGAUGUCCGGCUUCAUGAUGUCGCUCAAGGGGAUCCCUUCCACCUACAACAAGGACUUGCAAGAAGAUAAGGAGCCUCUCUUUGACGCUGUCGACACCACCAAGAACGGCCUCCAGAUCGCUACCGGUGUCAUUUCUACCCUCAACAUCUUCCCUGAAAAGAUGAAGGCAGCCUUGACGCCCGACAUGCUCGCCACCGACUUGGCUGAGUACCUAGUCAGGAAAGGCAUUCCAUUCCGCGAGACCCACCACAUUUCCGGUAGCGCCGUCCGACUGUCCGAGCAAAAGGGAUGCAUUCUCUCGGAAUUGACGCUGAAAGACCUCAAGUCGCUGUCAGACAAGUUCGAAGACGACGUCAUGCAGGUCUGGUCCUUUGAGCAGAGUGUUGAGCGUCGUGAUGCCAAGGGCGGUACCUCGAAGCGUGCUGUUCUCGAGCAGUGCGACACACUCGAGAAGAUGCUCACCUCCUCUUCCGCUUAG